Molecule: messenger RNA, 1266 nt
Organism: Diospyros lotus (date-plum)
Lineage: Eukaryota; Viridiplantae; Streptophyta; Magnoliopsida; Ericales; Ebenaceae
Product: transcription factor MYB119-like
Exons: 3
Coding region: 1-1266 (421 amino acids)
Biological process (GO): regulation of DNA-templated transcription
Cellular component (GO): nucleus
Molecular function (GO): RNA polymerase II cis-regulatory region sequence-specific DNA binding; DNA-binding transcription factor activity, RNA polymerase II-specific
Source: RefSeq, a predicted model, not a curated record
AUGGAAGGUGGAGGAGAAACUGGUUUUCCCUAUUGCUACUUCCAAACUAGCAAGCCCACGCCUCCUUUAUACCGAUCAAGUUGUCCAUUAACAGCCAUAGAGAGGUUCUUGUUCGCUAAUAACCAUUUCCCUCUCCGGCAACCUCCAGAUUUUGUACAGAACAAAGGAGAAGCCAUUCCGGCAACUGGGCACUUGCAGAGUUUUCCUUCUCAUCAUGCUGGUGCCAUUAGCAGCCAUUCGCUCGAGAGAGAUUUUAGUGUUGGUUUGAACGGAGAAGACAAAGCACCGCCGGAAAAUUCUAAAGGAGUUGGAAAGAGAGGUGACGCUGCCAAAUCUACAAAUCUAAUCAAGUUUAAAAGGAUGUGGUCAGACGAAGAAGACAGUUCACUGAUACUGAAAGUUUUCUUGGCUUUUCCUUUCGUUUAUCUGUUUCGAAGAAAACUUGUUGAGUUGGUGACUCUACAUGGAGAGAAAAACUGGGCUCUGAUAGCUGAAUGUAUGCUCCGCCGGACCGGAAAACAGUGCCGUGACCGGUGGCACAACCAUUUGCGCCCUCACAUCAAGAAGAAUUCAUGGACUGAAGAGGAAGAACACAUCCUAGUUGAAGCUCACAAGGCAUUCGGCAACAAAUGGGCAAAAAUUGCCAAAAGCAUUCCCAGUAGGACCGAGAACUCAAUAAAGAAUCAUUGGAAUACAACUUUAAGAAGGCAGAAAUCGAACAAAAGGAUCAAGAAAUCGCCACAGCACCAAAGGCCAACCAUACUUGAAGACUACAUCAAAGGGGUGAUUAUGAUUAUGACCCCUACUGAGGACUUAUCAAACAAUUUGGCUGAUCUUUCCCUCUCGGAUUCCUCCAUCGAUGACUUCUACUCUUCCCAAAUCAUGAACCAGACGGGUGACGAUGAGCUCAACUUCAUGAAAAACUUUUUUCGCGACAAAAAUGAGCACCGGCUAGCCGUUGAUAACGGCAAAACCAUGGCCGAAAAUGAAGCAAAAACUCUUCAAGAUGAUGCUCUCUUAGUCAGUAACAAUGUUGGAGGGGGCUCUCCCUCUAGCAUUAAUCCGAACCAACGCACGAACAUAAAUACCCUAAGGAGAAAACCAGCCGGAGCCCAUCUCUCUUCUGAUUUGCAGAUUUCCUAUCUGUUGGAUGGACCCGUCAAUUCAGAUUCCGUGAAUUACUGCUUUGAUAGCCUAAACCCGGUGAACUCUUCUUCAAGUGGGAAGAAAGAUAUGGAUUUGGCGGAGAUGGUUUUUUCGUUCUGA